GCGAAAGAGCGAGGCAGUAGGUAGGACAGAGCCAUAGUGCGUUGCUCGGCUUUAGCACACGCGCAGCGGGAAAGCUAGCUGAUUGUUCCGGACUGCGGCGAUCUAUCGGAUGAUAAAAUAAAUUAAUUAAUACAUAAAAAACAGGAUUAAAAGCUUUUUCCUCCCCUUCUCUCCUUUUUCUACAACUCAACUUCGGCUAAUUUAACAAGCUCCAUGUCCCGGAAGUGAACUCAGAUAGGACGGCUUUCACUGACUGGUUCAGCCGGAGCGGACUCUAGGCGUGCAGCAGGGCUGAAAGAUGUGCGAUGGGAUGGCCACGCGUUCACACGCUCUGGUGAUCGUGGCACUGCAGCUACUCCUCUUCCUCACCGCGCUCCCCGCAGGCCAGGCCUCAGGUUGCUCCAGGCCCUCAGCAGUGCUGCAUGGCCGAGUAAACCUCACCGAGACCAACCGCGGCUCCUUCCCCGUAGGCACAGUGCUGCAGUACAGCUGUGAUUCAGGAUACACGCUGAGCGGCGAGAGCGUCAUCACGUGCACCGCACUCGGACGCUGGUCCUCCAUCACGCCGCACUGCCUCAAAAAUGACGUGUGCCGUCCCCCCAGCGAGCCGGAGAAUGGGGGCUACAUGUGCCACCCCUCACCCUGCCACAGUCUGACUGAAGGCACAGUGAUCGAGUAUUUCUGCGAUGAAGGCUACACGCUGAAAGGAUACAGGUACCACACGUGCAGGAACGGAGACUGGGACUCUGCAGCGCCCAUCAUCUGUCACCUGGGACAAGGGAAGGAAGAGCGCUCUCCUCUGGGUAUGCCAGCUCUCUCUAUCGUGGCCUCCACUGCCAGCUCCGUGGCCCUCAUCCUGCUGCUGGUCGUCCUCUUCGUCCUGCUGCAGCCCAAACUCAAAUCCAUCCAUCACAGCAGACGUGAGCAGGGUGUCUGCGGCCAGGCCGCCUCCAUCGUCGUAGAGGGAGUUCAGGUCUCGCUUCCUUCUUACGAGGAGGCGGUGUACGGCAGCGGCGGAGCAGCCGCUCCUCCCCCGGAGUCCCGUGUGAACAUCGUGCUCUCCGAGGGGCCUCAGACGGAGCCUCCUGCUUCAGAGCUCAGCCAAUCCCGACCUGAGCACAGCCUCCCCUCCACCUCCACCGCGGCACGCUCCUGUCACGCCGAGACCGUGCUCGUUCACCAGGACCCCUCCUCCUCCUCUCCGUCCUCCUCCUCCUCCUGCACCUGGGUGUCGGAGCAGCGCGGGGCGGCGGGAGCAGGAGCGCGUAGGCCGAGCAGCACGAGCAGCGACCAGCACAGCCUGCUCUCGCUCACCUCCGUAGAGGAAUAUGGAGACGAUAUUCCUCUGCUGAAGGAGGCCUGAGAGCACAGCGUCCUCCCGUGUGCGGACGAUGACCAGGACUGUGGCUCCUUAAGCUUUUUACCAAACCCUUCUUCCCCCAUUGCUGCCGUACAGAACGCAGGAGUAACCAAACGCCCCUCCGUUGACCUCUCCGCUUCACCUCUCUACAAACUCUCUGAGCCGCACCGGCACCGCGUAAUCGCUCGUCCUCGCCUCGCCUCACUGUAGAACACCGCCACACGCUCCCACCUUCUCCCUCAAAGACGACCGCACAGAUGCUGUAGAAUAUAUAGAAUUAUGUAUAGCGCGUCCCUACGGGCUGAAUAACACGUUUAUAAACGCCACCUGUUCCCCAGCCGUGUACUAACCAGCAGUUGCACUUCAUCUUCUCAUAGCUGUCGCAAAUCACGAACGCAUCCGAUCGGUUUCUGUGUGAACGGCGAACCUCUGGUCGGUCAGUGACCGUGACCGUUUACUCAAUCAGGUGUUUGUUUGUUUUUGGGGUUUUUUUUGUUUGUUUGUUUUGUUUUAAAAUGCUGCAUGAUCUGUGCAUCUGUAUUUUUUUAUUUUUUUUUUUUCUUUCCUCCCCCAAACUAGCGCACACGUAAGAACGCGCAUGCUGCACAGGAUGGAUGGACAGGAGCGAGAUACAGAGAUGAACUGGUUUACAUAGUACUGUAUUCAAAGACAUGCUUGCCUUUCUGUUCGCUGCAAACUCUGUGUGUGUGUGUGUGUGUGUGUGUGUGUGUGUGUGUGUGUGUGUACGCGUUUCUCUGAACGAAGAGGGCUCAAAUGUGUCAACUUUUUUUUUUAUUCCAUUUCUCAUUUUAACUCCGCUUAGGAUUGUUAUUUUACCUCCCGGUUUUCAACCGAGAGACUAUCACGUAUCGGAUCAUAUCGCAGGACAAGUCUGUCCGCUUUUAAACGUCUCUGGGUCGUCCUGUACUAAAUAAACAAUGAUAAAUUAACAACGCUCUUAAAACGUGAAGCGGCAGACAGAUGACUAGUUCACGCGCCGAGCUGUAUAGCCGUCAGGUUUGUUUGUUUGUUUGUUUGUUUUUACUUCAUCAAAGAGUAGAAAACGUCUACUUCUCAAACGCUCCCACCCUGUCGAGGAAUUUCACAAGAGCGUGUGAAACGUUUGGCGUGUUUUUGAACGACGAAUCCCAACAGCGUAGUCCGAAAUGAAACCGCGGAGCUUGUCCGGUCCGCCUUCGGCGAAAAGGACACGUUUUGAUAUGGCGUUUUUGUUUAAACACAGCACGCUCCAUUUGGACCAAGCUGCUGCGUUACGCUCGAAACCAGUGACCGUUGAUGAUGGGAACUCUUUUUACCAGCUGAUCUUUAUCAGCUCGGACGGACGCCGGACAAUAUUUCCCCAGAAUGUAGAAACCAGGACAACUGAGCAGAAUACUGUUGUUGGGUUUUUUUUGGUUUUUUUUUUACGUGCAAUGAUCGAGUACUACAUCAUCAUCAUCAUCAUAAAGCCAUGAGACGUGAUCAGGAGAGGAUGAAGACUAAAGCUACAUAAAACUGCUUAUCUUCCAUCAUCUGUAUUAACGCACAUAAUUAUACCGUCACGCUUUUGAGUUAAAUCCCGCCCAGUUACGCUUUACACACCGACGUUGCUAAUAAAUUUAUAAUUUGCCCAAACCUUGAACAAAUCCUACUCGAAGUAAGCGUUUUUUUAGUGAUUAUUUUUGCAGCCAGAAGCAGCUCUUGGUCGCGUAUGUGCGUUUUUGCAUGCACGUUUAAUUGCAGUCGCUAUUUACUGAUUCGACAAAUUGGUAACGAACAAAUCCGUCAUUACGUGUCCUGAUAUUUCGGCUUGCCCGAGUCCAGAUAAGCGAGGGUCGGGUCCGUGUGGUCAGACAUCCUUUUUUUAGUUUAGUGUUUUUUUGUUUUGUUUUUUUCUGCAAAAUUGCUCACCGAAAUCAAAGCCGAGCUUUCGCCUUAACAAUCUUGUACGUUUCGUUAUUUCUGUAAUCAUGUUUCUUCCAUCACGGUGUCGAAUCGUCUUCAGUUUACGUUUUAUUUUCCUAUGCAUAAACGAGUCUUACGGCUUUUUCGGACGGUGUCGGGUUCUUAGUUCUUCGACGCCGUUUUUUUUCCCCCCCAGUCGGUGACUUUGAUCUCUGAAGUCCGCUGCAGGUCUAAAGUCAUACUUUCAGUUGUUGUACUUUUAAAAAAAGAAAAAAGAAAGAAAGAAAGAAAAAGAAAUCCUCGACACCAUUGUAUGGUGUUACCCAUCUCAUCUUACCCUUUUCAAAAAAAAAAAAAAAAGAAUUUUCUUCUCUGUACAUUGCAGUGGGUGUGAAGAUAGAAUUUUAAUAUUUGUAUAAAGUUUAAUUUAAUUCUACAGUUUGUGUGUGUAUAUAACUAUUUCUAAUUAAAGCUUUUCUUUUAAAGUGCA
Molecule: messenger RNA, 3755 nt
Organism: Ictalurus furcatus (blue catfish)
Lineage: Eukaryota; Metazoa; Chordata; Actinopteri; Siluriformes; Ictaluridae
Gene: susd6
Product: sushi domain containing 6
Exons: 7
Coding region: 299-1363 (354 amino acids)
Source: RefSeq, a predicted model, not a curated record